AUGGGUGAGUUUGCUGAGUGGCCGAGAGCAGAGAAUGAGAGUUCAAAACUUCAAACGAAAAUUGGGAGGCUGGACUUGGGAGAACUGAGAUCGGCGAGCAAGGCGACGACAGGGCACCGACUUGGAUCGGCGACGACAGGGCACCGACGGCACGGGCAAGGCGAGGAGCUUCAGGCGCGGCGACGGCAGGGCACCGAGCAGCUUCAGGCGAGGCAGGGGACGACGGUCGACGACCACACAGAGAGUGAGGGCACUGAAUCGUGUGUGAGCUUCAGCGAGCUGGGAGAUCCAAUGAGCACACGGCAACGAGAUUCAGCGAGCUGGGACCGAGGACAGGGAAGUGGGGAUGUGGAUGCAACCGUCAGUGCAACAUGGGUUUGUGGCGGUGGUGUUGCUCGCAUUGGCACAAGGGAGUCUGUUGCUGCUACUGGUGGGAGUGUUGAUGCAAUUCGUCGGGCUGGUCGUGGUGGUGGUGGUGGUUGUGGUGCUCCCACUGGUAUAAAGGGGUCUGUUAUGACUGCUGGUGGGGGUGUUGAUGCAACUGUUAGUGCAACAGAGGUUCGUCGGGGUGGCCGUGGCGGUGGUGGUGGUCGUCGUGGUGCUCCCACUAGUAUAAGGGGGUCUGUUGCUGCUGCUCGUGAGGGUGUUGAUGCAACCGAUAGUGAAAUAGAUGUUCGUCGUUGUCGUAGUGGUGGUAGAAGGGGUGGUAGACGUCGUGCUACCAUUGAUACGGAGGGGGGUGGUGGUGGUGGUGGUGCGGAGGAUUUUGGUGGCGGUUGUGUCAUUUGA
Neltuma alba is the source of this 789-nucleotide messenger RNA. RefSeq lists its product as uncharacterized. The transcript has 2 exons. Lineage: Eukaryota; Viridiplantae; Streptophyta; Magnoliopsida; Fabales; Fabaceae. The record is from RefSeq and is a predicted model, not a curated record. Bases 1 to 789 code for a protein of 262 amino acids.